AUGCUCGCCGAUCCCAACUACUUUGACGCCAUACUGCAUACCUUGCCUCGCGUGCGGGCACUGUUAGAUCAACAGGCAGCGAUGAGCGCAGAGGUGGAGGCACUAGCGCGUAUGUGGGCUAAUACCGCUCAACAAGAACCUCUGUACCAGCUGCGGUCAGAAACACAGGAGUCUUUCAGCCAGGCGAAGGCACUGGAGGCGCGAUGGAAGGAGCUCGAGAAAGAGCAACGAGACGUAUAUCAGCGCUUCACCCCUCAAUUCCUCCUCAUGCGCCUCCGCCACGCCACCACCGCACAAGACGACCUCUCAGAAACUCUCGCCAAUACCUUCGUCUCUUCCUCAGCACCUACAUCAUCCACAGCCGCAGAGCCGCAUAGCGGCACAAAUACCCCUGUUGGCACACUUGCGGGCAAAGACAUCGACGACUUUGUGCGCGAGUACAGGGAGCUGCGGAAGGUGUACCACAAGCGCAUGAUCUGGGGCGAGAAAUGGGGGAAUGGUGAUGUUGAGUGGAGGGACGAUUGA
Schizophyllum commune H4-8 is the source of this 525-nucleotide messenger RNA. RefSeq lists its product as uncharacterized. Gene Ontology annotation, biological process: ubiquitin-dependent protein catabolic process via the multivesicular body sorting pathway; protein targeting to membrane; protein targeting to vacuole. The record is from RefSeq and is a predicted model, not a curated record. NCBI's taxonomy places the organism in Eukaryota, Fungi, Basidiomycota, Agaricomycetes, Agaricales, Schizophyllaceae. The transcript has 3 exons. Bases 1 to 525 code for a protein of 174 amino acids. Gene Ontology annotation, cellular component: ESCRT I complex.